ACAAAAUGACAACACCCAGAAAUUCCUUGAGUGGAACUUUCCCUACCAAGGGCCCUAUCUCCAUGCAACCUGCUCCAAAAGUAAACCUCAAGGGGACGCUGCCGCUGGCGGGCCCCACCCAAAGCUUCUUCAUGAGGGAAUCUAAGGCCUUGGGGGCUGUCCAGAUCAUGAAUGGGCUCUUCCACAUGGCCCUGGGAGGGCUGCUGCUGAUCCCCACGGGGGUCUAUGCUCCCAUCUGUGUGACAGUGUGGUACCCCCUCUGGGGUGGCAUUCUGUAUAUUACCUCUGGAUCGCUCCUGGCAGCAGCAGAGAAAACCUCCAGGAACAGUCUGGUCCAAGCGAAAGUAAUAAUGAACUCAUUGAGCCUCUUUGCUGCCAUUUCUGGAAUAAUUCUUGUGAUCAUGGACAUACUCAAUAUUACGAUUUCACAUUUCUUAAAAAUGGAGAGUCUGAAUAUUAUUAAAACUCCUGUGUCGUAUAUUGACAUAUACAACUGUAAACCCACUAAACCCUCUGAGGAAAACUCUCCAUCCACAAAAUACUGUUACAGCAUACAAUCCAUGUUCUUGGGCGUUUUGUCAGUGUUACUGAUCUUUGCCUUCUUCCAGAAACUUGUGACUGCCGGCAUUGUUGAGAAUGAGUGGAAAAGAACCUGCUCCAGGCCCCAAGCUAAGGUGGUUCUUCUGUCAGCUGAAGACAAGAAAGAACAGACAAUUGAAAUAAAAGAAGAAGUGGUUGAGCUAACUGAAGUUCCUUCUCAAACAAAGAAUGAAGAAGACAUUGAAAUUAUUCCAGUCCAAGAAGAAGAAGGAGGAGAAGAAACAGAAAUAAAUUUUCCAGAACCUCCCCAUGAUCAGGAAUCCCCACCAAUAGAAAAUGAUAGCUUUCCUUAAACUAUUUCUUGUGGGUUUUGCUGCCUCUUUUAAGCAUUAGUAUUUAGCUUCUAAGAGACAUAGUUACCCCAUUUCUUGAGGCACUCUGAACUGGUUCUCCAUGUUUCCAUCUGGUCUUUGCAUGGAAUAACCACAGCCCCAUCUCAAGCGCAUUCAGCAAAUGUGGGAAUUGUAACAGAUUGUGAUGUCCUAUUUCUUGUUUGGGGAAACUUUCAUACAUUGGAAAAAAGCAGAAUAAGUGCUGCAGAACAUGAUUUCCCACUAGAUUUUCCCUUGGCUAGGCUUUUCAGUAGUAGUGCUUUGUGGUUGUUUCUUCCAUUAGCAACAGGACGACUCAGCAUCUGGUAGAAAAGGUCCAUGACUGACCCAUGCCAUUCCUUUAAGCUAUCUUUAACUCCUUCCCCAUCUACAUUUUUGUUGAAGUUCCUUUUGUUUUAAGGGAAA
Ictidomys tridecemlineatus (thirteen-lined ground squirrel) is the source of this 1337-nucleotide messenger RNA. It is a transcript of the gene Ms4a1, whose product is annotated as membrane spanning 4-domains A1. Gene Ontology annotation, biological process: cell surface receptor signaling pathway. Gene Ontology annotation, cellular component: external side of plasma membrane; plasma membrane. The record is from RefSeq and is a predicted model, not a curated record. Lineage: Eukaryota; Metazoa; Chordata; Mammalia; Rodentia; Sciuridae.